AUGGAUGGGGAGGCUCUCCCAAGCUCAUCAAACCCAAAUAGUGUCAUCAAACAACAGCUUCAACAUGUUGAUGUAGGGAUCGAAGUAGAAGAAAUUAAAAAGAUCGGAUUGAAAUGGGCCAAGUGUCAAGAGAAUUUGUGCGACCCUUUCAACUUUUAUUCUACCAGCUCUAUAGUGUGUAGCAAUUGUAAGGAGGCAGUUACAAAACUACACAACAAUGUAGGGCACGAUUUUCGGUGGUCAACUUCAAUAUUUAGUUUAUAUUGGAAUACACUGGGAAUGAAAUAAAAGAAAUGUUAUUGUGUUCAGUCUUGCAUCUUGCAUCACGGUCCACAACAUCAUGGAAAGGAGAACGUAAGUGCAUUUUUUAUUUUGAUUUUGUGUUUAGUUCUUAAUCAGUGGAGUGAUGGACAUAAAAACAUGUUGGGAUUUAUAAAGAUCAUCGUGAAUGAACUCCAGUCUUCAUUUUUUAUUGACAUGGAGACGAGGAUGAAGCUGAAACGAAGUGCUACAAUGAAUGCGGAGGAGCCACAUAAGAUGACUUAUGUUUUUCCAGAUGAGGAUGUCAAUAUUGAAAGAAAAUGUGACGUAAUGGUAAGGUUUUUCAUCUAUUAGUCUUGAGAUUUUAGGCUUUUCCAUAUGUGGAAUGGGUGUGUAUCUAACGCUCUAACUUUUAGACGUGCCCUUUACCCCCCAGACGUCUCAUUAUCAUUGGAAAUGAUGUUAUCCAUCCCACUUCGUUUGAGAUUUCUAAAAACAAAAAUCCUUACACAGAGAGGCAAUGUCACUUGAUCCACUGUAACACUCAUCACGAGAUCUGUAAGCUGGUCUAUCAUCUGGAACAUAUGGAAUUCAAUAUUUUUAAGAACUGCGAGUUUUGGGUUUGUUUAGUAUAAUAUUAUUUGUAUUUUUUAUUUAGUUAUCGAAAACUUCGGGUCCUGUCACCAUAGAGAACCUACGUGAGAAGCUGGGAGAGAGAGUUAUCCGAGGUCUGCUCGACUACUACUUACAAAUUUUUAUCGAGUUGAAUUGUCUGGAUAUUAUAAUGUACCGAAUGUCACACAAAAUUGAUCUACUUGAUUUUAUCAAUGUUUGGUGUGCUUUUGUAAAGGGUCGGAAGCUGCAGAGGAUUCGGAAGAUUCUUAAUGAAGAUGAAGGGUUCAAAAAUCUGAAAGAAAUGAGAAGGCGUAAACAGGAUGUUCAAAACUGA
Molecule: messenger RNA, 1210 nt
Organism: Bursaphelenchus xylophilus (pine wood nematode)
Lineage: Eukaryota; Metazoa; Nematoda; Chromadorea; Rhabditida; Aphelenchoididae
Source: the annotation of a GenBank genome assembly